Molecule: messenger RNA, 746 nt
Organism: Parasteatoda tepidariorum (common house spider)
Lineage: Eukaryota; Metazoa; Arthropoda; Arachnida; Araneae; Theridiidae
Source: RefSeq, a predicted model, not a curated record
GAAAAAUAAAUCUUGGUGUAGACGAAGAUAAAAAUUUGCUAAAUAAAAGAAGCAGCAAGAAGUUUAUGAAUGCAGAAGUAGUUUUUAGAAAAAGAAGGUUUUCUAAUAAGCUGGUUGACAUGAUUGCUUCGCGGAAUUUUCCAAUUGAAAUUGUUAUUCCAGCAGGAACCCACAACGACAAGAUAAAAAGAAGCGUUGGAAAAAAUUGUGUACUACCACCUUUGGAAAACUCAGAAGUAACUUGUUGGGUAUGGCCAGAGUGGAGAACUUGUAACCAACAAUGCAUUUAUGGGUAUGGUCUUGAAUAUAAGAAAGGAACAGUUACGAAAACAUCUAUGGCUUGCCGAGAUGGGGAAGAUGAAUGGAAACCACAGUCAAUUCAAGACUGUAAACCUUAUUUGAAUUGCAAAACUCAUCUUAUAUCUCCUGGAGAACUGAACUGCGUACAAUUGACAAAGGAACCAUCAUACUGUCAAAUAAAAUGUCAAGAAUAUGAUAAUCAAACUGCUACAACUAGCCAAAAAUACAUUUGUGAUGAAUAUUAUUCACCGCCUCAUUGUGCAGCAUUAGAUGAUUCAGUAACACUCAUUGAAGCUCCAUCAGCCUGAAGUGCUUAUUGUGUUUACAUGUAAAAUAUUUUGAAUAUUUAAAAAAAAAUUGACUUCUAAUGUACUUUUCUAAAUUUAAUGAUGCAAGCUUAACUUAUGGAUUGUUACAAACGUAAUGUAACACGUUUCUAUUAAAGA